Manacus vitellinus (golden-collared manakin) is the source of this 688-nucleotide messenger RNA. RefSeq names its product small integral membrane protein 3 (gene SMIM3). Lineage: Eukaryota; Metazoa; Chordata; Aves; Passeriformes; Pipridae. The record is from RefSeq and is a predicted model, not a curated record. Bases 7 to 186 code for a protein of 59 amino acids. The transcript has 2 exons.
UGCAGGAUGGACCUCCUGGAACUCACAGGUCCUGCCGCCCUUCCCAAGCACAUCCUGGACGUCUGGGUCAUCGUCUUGAUCAUCCUGGCCACCAUCCUGGUGAUGACGGCGCUGGUGCUCUGCCCGGCCACUGCCGUCAUCAUCUACCGUGUGCGAACUCACCCCACGCGCAACGGCAUCGUGUGAGGCAAGCAGCAAGGAGUGGAAAUGUCCGACAAAGUUAUUUCUUCUUUGGAGUCCCAGCUCUCAGGGUGUUUGGAAAAAAGGGUCAAAGCAAGAUGGAUGUGGCUUCUGGUUGCAAGUUUGAAGGCUUGGCUGAAAGCAUCGGUGACAGAGCCCGUCCUGGCUGCACAGCAGACGUGCAGCUGGCACUGGCUUCUCCUCUAUCCAUUAUCUGCUGAAAUUGUAGGAAAAUCUUAUGGGGCUCUUGGUUCCUCUGGGUCUCGCAGGGCAGAGGAGUGUGUGCAGCUCCUGCCAGCCUGUCUGCCUGCACGCUGGCUGUGCUCCCCACUCCCAAUAGCGAGAGCCCUCAUUGUUCACCCAACACACCGGCCCCACUGGGGAUCUGUGCACCUCUCACCUGGGCAGGUAAAGUGGGAGGAGCAGCUUUGUGCCCAGUCAGUGGCAGGGGAUCAUGUAAGUUCUUGCACUGCUCUUUGUUGUGAAAUAAAUGGACUUUUAACCUACA